AUGAUCUGCCCCACUCACUCAUGCGCCAUGAUCUGCCCCACUCACUCACGCACCAUGAUCUGCCCCACUCACUCACGCGCCAUGAUCUUCCCCACUCACUCACGCGCCAUGAUCUGCCCCACUCACUCACGCGCCAUGAUCUGCCCCACUCACUCACGCGCCAUGCUCUGCUCCACUCACUCACGCGCCAUGCUCUGCCCCACUCACUCAAACGCCAUGAUCUGCCCCACUCACUCACGCGCCAUGAUCUGCCCCACUCACUCACGCGCCAUGAUCUGCCCCACUCACUCACGCACCAUGAUCUGCCCCACUCAAUCACGCGCCAUGAUCUACCCCACUCACUCACGCGCCAUGAUCUGCCCAACUCACUCACGCGCCAUGAUCUGCCCCAAUCACUCACGCGCCAUGAUCUGCCCCACUCACUCACGCGCCAUGAUCUGCCCCACUCACUCACGCGCCAUGAUCUGCCCCAGUCACUCACGCACCAUGAUCUACCCCACUCACUCACACGCCAUGAUCUGCCCCACUCACUCACGCGCCAUGAUCUGCCCCACUCACUCACGCGCCAUGAUCUGCCCCUCUCACUCACGCGCCAUGCUCUGCCCCACUCACUCACGCGCCAUGCUCUGCCCCACUCACUCACGCGCCAUGAUCUGCCCCACUCAAUCACGCGCCAUGAUCUACCCCACUCACUCACGCGCCAUGAUCUGCCCCACUCACUCACGCGCCAUGAUCUGCCCCAUUCACUCACGCGCCAUGAUCUGCCCCACUCACUCACGCGCCAUGAUCUGCCCCACUCACUCACGCGCCAUGAUCUGCCCCACUCAAUCACGCGCCAUGAUCUACCCCACUCACUCACGCACCAUGAUCUGCCCCACUCACUCACGCGCCAUGAUCUGCCCCAUUCACUCACGCGCCAUGAUCUGCCCCACUCACUCACGCGCCAUGAUCUGCCCCACUCACUCACGCGCCAUGAUCUGCCCCUCUCACUCACGCGCCAUGCUCUGCCCCACUCACUCACGCGCCAUGCUCUGCCCCACUCACUCACGCGCCAUGAUCUGCCCCACUCACUCACGCCCCAUGAUCUGCCCCACUCACUCACACGCCAUGAUCUGCCCCACUCACUCACGCGCCAUGAUCUGCCCCACUCAAUCACGCGCCAUGAUUUGCCCCACUCACUCACGCGCCAUGAUCUGCCCCACUCACUCACGCGCCAUGAUCUACCCCACUCACUCACACGCCAUGAUCUGCCCCACUCACUCACGCGCCAUGAUCUGCCCCACUCACUCACGCGCCAUGAUCUGCCCCACUCACUUACGCGCCAUGCUCUGCCCCUCUCACUCACGCGCCAUGAUCUGCCCCACUCACUCACGCGCCAUGAUCUGCCCCACUCACUCAAGCGCCAUGAUCUGCCCCACUCACUCACGCGCCAUGAUCUGCCCCACUCACUCACGCGCCAUGAUCUGCCCCACUCACUCACGCGCCAUGAUCUGCCCCACUCACUCACGCGCCAUGAUCUGCCCCACUCACUCACGCGCCAUGAUCUGCCCCACUCACUCACGUGCCAUGAUCUGCCCCACUCACUCACGCGCCAUGAUCUGCCCCACUCACUCACGCGCCAUGAUCUGCCCCACUCACUCACGCGCCAUGAUCUGCCCCACUCACUUACGCGCCAUGCUCUGCCCCUCUCACUCACGCGCCAUGAUCUGCCCCACUCACUCACGCGCCAUGAUCUGCCCCACUCACUCACGCGCCAUGAUCUGCCCCACUCACUCACGCGCCAUGAUCUGCCCCACUCACUCACGCGCCAUGAUCUGCCCCACUCACUCACGCGCCAUGAUCUGCCCCACUCACUCACGCGCCAUGAUCUGCCCCACUCACUCACGCGCCAUGAUCUGCCCCUCUCACUCACGCGCCAUGCUCUGCCCCACUCACUCACGCGCCAUGCUCUGCCCCACUCACUCACGCGCCAUGAUCUGCCCCACUCACUCACGCGCCAUGAUCUGCCCCACUCACUCACACGCCAUGAUCUGCCCCACUCACUCACGCGCCAUGAUCUGCCCCACUCAAUCACGCGCCAUGAUUUGCCCCACUCACUCACGCGCCAUGUUCUGCCCCACUCACUCACGCGCCAUGAUCUACCCCACUCACUCACACGCCAUGAUCUGCCCCACUCACUCACGCGCCAUGAUCUGCCCCACUCACUCACGCGCCAUGAUCUGCCCCACUCACUCACGCGCCAUGAUCUGCCCCUCUCACUCACGCGCCAUGCUCUGCCCCACUCACUCACGCGCCAUGCUCUGCCCCACUCACUCACGCGCCAUGAUCUGCCCCACUCACUCACGCGCCAUGAUCUGCCCCACUCACUCACACGCCAUGAUCUGCCCCACUCACUCACGCGCCAUGAUCUGCCCCACUCAAUCACGCGCCAUGAUUUGCCCCACUCACUCACGCGCCAUGAUCUGCCCCACUCACUCACGCGCCAUGAUCUACCCCACUCACUCACACGCCAUGAUCUGCCCCACUCACUCACGCGCCAUGAUCUGCCCCACUCACUCACGCGCCAUGAUCUGCCCCACUCACUCACGCGCCAUGAUCUGCCCCACUCACUUACGCGCCAUGCUCUGCCCCUCUCACUCACGCGCCAUGAUCUGCCCCACUCACUCACGCGCCAUGAUCUUGUUAGCUAAUGGCUCACGCCUUCCUCCCUCGGUCCUUAGGCCACCCUCUCCUCCCCGUUCCUCAGAUCUAGCCCCACCCACGGAGCUGCCCUCCCUUCACGCGCCCUUUAGGCGCUGUCCUCCCUCCCCGUGCGCCCCCUAA
This is a messenger RNA of Closterium sp. NIES-65, 2823 nucleotides long. The record is from the annotation of a GenBank genome assembly. NCBI's taxonomy places the organism in Eukaryota, Viridiplantae, Streptophyta, Zygnematophyceae, Desmidiales, Closteriaceae.